AUUUUGGCAGGAAACAAGGAACUUGAAGUACCGAUAUUAUAAAUGAUUUGGUGACAAGCUGAGCUUGCAAUGCAGGCAAUAAAAACCGUGGAAAAAGAAGUGACUUUUAUAAAGGAAAUACUUUUCACAGAAUCCUUCCUCAAGCACCAAGAGUGCAGCAGAAAUCGGGAGAGCAGGCAGCUCCAAGAGCAGCAGCCAUUGGAAGGAGCUGUCUGCAGCUCUCAGUGCUGUACUGAGCAUGUCCCAGCGGAGCCCAGUGCAAGCAGCACAUUAUGCAAAAAGGCAGCUCUAGCAGAUGGGAGAGAGGCACAGCAAGCAUUUGCUUCACUUGCAUCACCACCGCUUGAAAACAAACCUGGAUUGCUAGAGGGGAUCUCGCCAGCAGGCCAAAGGAAUGAAAUCCGGGAGGAUGGCUUGAUUGUCAAAGGUGUUGCACUGCGAAAAAUCAUGGGGAAUCAAGAUGGGAAGCUAAAGAAAAAUACAGGUGAUGUGCAAGAAGGAGGAGAUGAUGUCUCUGGGCCCAAGGAUACGGACGGCACAAAGAAGGUAUCAGGAGGCAGAAGGGGACUGGGGAAGCAUGCAAAAGGUAGCGAAUCGGGUAAGAAGAAGGGUAAGUCGGACUCCAGGCCCUCUGUGUUUUCAAAUCUGAGGAUCAGAAAAAAUCUGUCCAAGGCUAAAGAUGGGAAUAGCAGUUCACGGGAGGAUGUUUUGGAAAGCCAGGCCUUGCAGCCUGGGGAGCUGGACAGUACUCAUUCAAUUGUAGCCAAAACUCCCGAUAUAAGCAUCUCUGCAGAUGAAGGGGGUCUCUCAGACACAGAUGUUGAACAUUUUGAAAUCAGAAAUGAAACUGCUCCAGCUGCUGCAGAGACACAGGACGGACAAAGGACCAGCUCUGGCUCUGAUACGGAUAUAUACAGUUUCCAUUCAGCCGCAGAGCAAGAGGAUUUGCUUUCUGAUAUCCAGCAAGCUAUUAGACUGCAGCAGCAGCAGCAGCAGCAGGGGGCAAUUAACAUUGGAACUGAGGACCUUGUCGCCAAAACAAUGGGCCGACACAUGGCUAAUUCACAAGCAACCUCCUUAGAUUUCGAACGGUUUUUUUCAGUAACUACCACUGACAAAGAAAGGAGCCCAGACACGGAGGGGGCUUUUCCAGCGGUAUCGGAAAUUGUGGAAAACCUUCCUGCCUCCGGUGCCACUGAAUGUGAACCAAAAGAAGCGGUAAAUGGUACAGGCUCUCCUGGUAACGGCUUAUUUGAAACACAGGAACGUCAGCUAUUGACUGAGGAACAGCCCGUUGCUGGAGUGGAUGCUGUAGCCGGUGAACUACAAGACGGUUUGAAUAGAACUGCAGUAGAAAACGGGUCUGAGACACACAGCUCCACACAACCUUCUCCAGCCUCAGUGGCGGAUGCUGAGGCUAAAAUUGCUGAAGUGCAGGCUGUUGAUUUUCAGGGCUCAGUAACAGAGGGUGGUAUUUCAGAUGCAGGCCGUGAUCAUGCUGCUGAGACUCAGGAAGGGAAACACACUCUGUCAGCCAGUCGAGAGGAGCUGCGUAAUGGUUUAUCCACGGAAAUGAAAAAUGGCAGUUUGUCCUCUGAAGGAACAGCAGACAGUCCGAUGCUUGGUUCCCGAUGUUUUAAGCCCUAUCUAAUUAAUCCCUGUUACAUCAAAACCACAACUAGGCAACUGAGUUCUCCCAACCAUUCACCUUCUCCCUCCCCAUCCCAGAGCCCGCUUUUCACAAGGAGGCAGGAUUCCGUCCACAAAAAAGAAAAAGUCUCAGUCAAGAAGAAGAGGUCUGCUAGUUUGGCAGGUUUGUUUAGUCGUUCUGCAGACUGGACAGAAGAGGUGUCUAAUCACAAAAGCGAGAUCACAGAGAAGGUGAGCUCUGCAGACUAUUUGGAGCACAAGGGGUUUAGAGAGAAAUUUCAAACAGAAAGAGUGCCUUUGACUCAUUCAAGAAAGUCCUCAGGGGUCCAGGCUUCUACAGAGACAUUUCCCAAUGUCUUUUCAGGACGAACUCUGCUGGAAAAGCUCUUCAGCCAGCAGGAAAAUGCACCACAAGAAGAAGCAGAAAAACUCUGUUCUCGCAUUAUUGCAAUGGGUCUUUUGCUUCCAUUCACUGACUGCUUCAGAGAGCCAUGUAAUCAGAGUGCCCAGCAAAGCACACCCACGUUUGAUCAAGACCAGCUUUAUACUUGGGCUGCAGUUAGCCAACCCACACAUUCAACAGAUUACAUUGAAGGAAGCUUUCCAAGGAGAAUUCCAUCUGCAUGGCCCCCACCCAAACCUCCAGAUGAAGAACAAAGACUCAAAAUUUCAGAAGAAGAACCUGGAGAGUUGAAAUCUACAGUCCUAGAAACAGAGAAGCAAUGCAUAGAUGGUGUUCAGCGGGCACAGAAAGAAGACUGUUCCACAGUACCUGGGUCCUGGGAUGAUUUUGAGGUGAAAUCUGAGGAGCGUGCCAGUGUCAUCCAACAACUUGAGCAGACUAUUGAGGAUCUGAGGACAAAAAUUGCAGAACUAGAGAAACAGUUCCCUGCUGCAGAGGUACAGACUGCUGGGAGGGAGCAGGAAAAUGAGCACACACACGCAGACUCUGGGGAACUCAGCAGUGUGACUCUUCAAAGGAAUGAAGAGGAGACCACACCCAGGACUGUGUCACAGGCGAGAUCUGUACAAACAUCACCAACAGAGGAUUAUUUAACACAUACAAUGCCUUCAGCUAGUGCACUGCCACAGCCACCCCCACCACCACACUUAGAAGGGGGCAAAAGUUCCGUGCCAGAUCUAGAACUACAGCCCACAUUCUGUUCUGAAAUUUCCUUAGUUCUGUCACCGAAGCUAAUCUCAGUGCCACUGGAUGCAAGCCAAUCAGUACCGAGUAUACCACAGUCACCUCUUCCAAGACCCAAAGUUGAUUCGUCCCUUGCAUUUGAAGGAGAGACUGAAACAUCAGUUUCCCAUCAGCCUCUAAGUACUGUAGAUGUAACUUGUAGCGAACAUCCCCCUUCUUUGCCCCUGGAGCCCACAUGUAGCAUUCCCCCAUCACUGCCAGCAACCGAACAGGCUGCCCCCCUGCCUGGAGCACAUGGCCAUUCCUUUGUUACUCCAAUGUCUAUGGCGGGAGUACCACCGCUACCACCCCCACCUGGCUCAGGACUCCCGUCUUCUACUGUUUCAGCAGUGCCACACCUGGACCACUCUUUCCCAGGUGCCAUGAUGUCACCUCUCCCUCCUCCUCCACAUUUGCCAAGUGGGGAGAUACCGAUGCUGCCUCCAGCUCCUCCCCUCCCAUGUCCUGGAUUCCCUCCACCACCUCUACCGCCACCUUUGCCUGGUGCAGGAGUCCCAUCUCCUCUGCCUGGUUGGGGUAUCCCACCUCCCCCUCCACCACCACCUUUACCUGGAGCUGUUGUCCCUCCUCCACCUCCUCCUCCACCUGGCCUGGGAUUGCCACCCCCAGCACCACCACUUCCAGGAGCAGGACUGCCACCACCUCCCCCACCUCUGCCCGGAGCGGGCAUUCCACCCACUCCUCCACCGCCACCACCUCUGCCUGGUGCAGGUGUACCCCCUCCUCCACCCCUGCCUGGUAUAGGUGUUCCCCCUCCACCACCUCUGCCUGGUGCAAGUGUGCCUCCUCCACCUCCUCCACCACCUCUGCCUGGUGCAGGUGUACCCCCUCCUCCACCCCUGCCUGGUAUAGGUGUUCCCCCUCCACCACCUCUGCCUGGUGCAGGUGUGCCCCCUCCACCUCCUCCACCACCUCUGCCUGGUGCAGGUGUGCCCCCUCCACCUCCUCCACCACCUCUGCCUGGUGCAGGUGUGCCCCCUCCACCUCCUCUACCUCCUCUGCCUGGUGUAGCUGUGCCCCCUCCACCACCUCUCCCCGGUGCUGGUGUCCCUCCACCACCCCCUCCUUUGCCUGGGUUGGGGAUGCCUCCUCCGGCCCCACCACCAUUGCCUGGAAGUGCACCACCCCUCCCAGCAUCAGUCCAGGGCACCACUUACCCAGCAGUCCCACAGGGCUGUGGUUUUCUUCCUCCUCCAUUACCAUCUGGUUUAUUUGCAAUGGGGAUGAAUCAGGAGAAAGGGAGCAGGAAACAUGUGAUAGAGCCUUCUCGGCCAAUGAAGCCUCUUUACUGGACAAGAAUUCAGCUUCACAGUAAAAGAGAUUCUAGUGCUUCACUUGUGUGGGAAAAAAUUGAAGAGCCUUCCAUAGAUUAUCAUGAGUUUGAAGAACUGUUUUCUAAAACAGCUGUUAAAGAGAGGAAGAAACCCAUUUCGGACACCAUUACAAAAACAAAGACUAAACAAGUUGUCAAGUUGUUAAGUAACAAAAGAUCUCAAGCUGUUGGAAUAUUAAUGUCUAGCCUUCAUUUAGACAUGAGGGACAUUCAGCACGCUGUUGUGAACUUGGACAACUCUGUGGUUGACCUAGAGACACUGCAAGCCCUGUAUGAGAAUAGAGCACAAUCAGAUGAGCUAGAAAAAAUAGAAAAGCAUAGCAAGGCAUCCAAGGAAAAAGAGAACGCCAAGUCUUUGGAUAAGCCAGAACAGUUCCUCUAUGAACUCUCACUGAUUCCCAACUUUUCAGAACGUGUGUUUUGCAUCCUGUUCCAAUCAACAUUUUCAGAAAGCAUUGGUUCAAUCCGUCGCAAACUUGAAUUGUUACAGAAACUGUGUGAGACAUUGAAGAAUGAAUCAGGCGUUAUGAGGGUUCUAGGUUUGGUUCUUGCCUUUGGAAAUUACAUGAACGGUGGAAACAGGACACGAGGACAGGCUGAUGGGUUUGGACUAGAUAUCCUGCCAAAACUGAAAGAUGUAAAGAGCAGUGACAACAGCAGAAGUCUUCUAUCUUACAUUGUCUCAUAUUAUUUGCGUAAUUUUGAUGAGGAUGCUGGAAGAGAACAAUGCAUCUUUCCUCUUCCGGAUCCACAAGAUCUCUUCCAGGCUUCACAACUGAAGUUUGAUGAUUUUCAGAAAGAUCUCCGCAAAAUGAAGAAAGAUUUGCGAGCAUGUGAGACAGAAGCAGCAAAAGUUUAUCAGCUAUCACUAGAAGAGCACCUACAGCCCUUCAAAGACAACAUGGAGCAAUUCAUUAGUCAAGCCAAAAUAGACCAAGAAAAUGAAGAGAAGUCACUGACAGAAGCACAUAAAAGCUUUUUGGAAACGACAGCCUAUUUCUGUAUGAAACCAAAAAUGGGCGAGAAGGAGGUGUCCCCACAUUCUUUCUUCAGUAUUUGGCAUGAAUUCAGUUCUGACUUCAAAGACUUCUGGAAGAAGGAAAACAAACUUAUUCUUCAAGAAAGAGUCAAAGAAGCAGAGGAAGUCUGCAGGCAGAAAAAGGGGAAGUCGCUGUACAAUAUAAGACCAAAACAUGACUCUGGAAUUAAAGCAAAGAUAAGUAUGAAAAUCUGAGAGAAGAAAUUCAAAAGCCAUUGUUACCUGGUUACCAAAACUCAACAUGCCUGUGGGUGGGGACUGAGAGGGAAGGAAACUACAUCAUCCUGAUCAUUUGCUUUCUCGACCUUUUAAAAUUUGCGUUUUGUUCUCUAGAGUUUUCCACCAACUGAUGUGUUACUGUACAUUCAUUCACGAAUGUAAUCACUUUAAUGGAGUGCCCAGAAACAGACUAGGUAUGGACUUGAAACACCUUCCCUGUACUCUGUAUCUCCUUUGCCACUCGAAAAUGGUAUUUUGUAAAGUAUAUGGUAUAUUACAAAUAGGACAAGUCAGCAUGCCUAAAAAGCGGCAUCUGCAUCAGUUCCGAACAUGCUGAAAAUUGCAUUAAGUUGAACUUCAUAAGAAUACUACUUGGUACAGUAAAACAUUUCCAUUCCUACUGGCAACAUCUAACACAAAUACUUCAUGGCACUGCACUUAGAUUAGGGAAAGAAAUGUUACUCCUAGUGAAUUGUUUGUAUCCGUUUCAUGUUGGCAUUUGUAGUUUGUAUUUUGAAUCGUUAAGUGCUGUUUAUACAGUAUAAUCAAUGCUUUCCCAACUUGUUUGGUUGCCCUCCAUGACUAAAUAUUUGUGGAACAAGAUGUUUACUGUAACUAUCUUUAAAAUCGAUAAGGCAGCAUACUUUUACUUCAUCUUUUGCCAGAUAGUGAAUGCCAGGUGGUACGGGGGUCAGAAAUCCAGCAUCGUAAAAAAAAAAAAAAAAAAAAAAAAAAGGAAAAAAGUGAAAAGCAGGAAAAUACAGAAAAGCACAGAACUAUGAUAGUAUGAGAAAUUGGCUAUUAUAGUUUAUUAAUAUAUAAAGCAGCUAAUACUUUUACAUGAACUUUAGAAGGUAUAGUAUAGUUUUAACUGCGGAUCACUUAAGUCAGGCUUUUGGCCAUAUGUACAUGACUUCCCUUCUGGAAUUAGCUUUACAGUUAAUUUAAAACUCCUUUAGAGAGCCAUUAAAAGAUGCACAUGGAGACGACAUUUAUGGAAAACAGUAGCCAAUUCUAGUGACAGAACAUAGACUACCAACUAAUUGACAUCAAUUUCACACUUAACUGAAUUACAGACAUUUCCUCCAGGCUUUCAGUGUCCCUGACUAGGAGUUAAUGAUUGAAAUAUAAGACUUAGGGCUUCCAUUUUAGACCACGUGCUUAAUUCCAAUUUGCAAUCCAGAAUUUGCUGUAUCAGUUUUGAACUGCUCAACUGAUAGCAAUCCCUUCAUCCAGUCCUUAUUUAAGAGCCCCAAACCAACCAGCUUAAUUGGUAACAUUUUUCUUUCAAAGCUAAUUUUUCCUGAAACCAGACCGUGCGUGCAACUCAGUUGGAUGCACAUGCUCACAGAUUUGGAGCCUGAAAGACACUGGGGUAAGGCAGAUGAGCUCUAACCUGCUGGGUUGUGUUAUUCCCUGUCCAAUCUAGCACAUCAAGAGACAUUCCGAGCUGUUCAGAGGCUAAUAUACUCUACAGGGUGUCGUAAAAGGAAGUGCAAAGUAUGACCUCAGGAAUCUGUUAUUCUUCACAUAUACCAAGCACUAGAAAAGAUGGUUUUUUUCACUGUGUGAAAAGCAAGUCUCCUGUUGCUGAUAAACCUAUAUGAAAAUCUGUACUACUAAUAAUUUCUGGCAGGGAUAUAAAUUACCAAGAAUGGAAUUCUAAAAUUUUGUGUUGAUGGGAGUAACAUUACUAUUUGGGGAAGAGAAAAUAAGAGAUUAUUUGCUGUUACAACUAACUUAUGGAAAAAAAAAUCUUUAAAGAAUAAAGCUAUUUUAAUGGCACUGAUUCAAAUCCAUGUUUGUAUUUAUGUAAACAAUAGUCUUUUCCUCCUAACUUUGCUCCUAAGUGCAAGGAUACAGUAGCAUGUUUUCAUUUGUAGCCUUCCUGUUCUCUUCAGUACCUACAGUAUGUAUAUUACUAUACUAAAUGAAAUAAUAGAUCAUCUAACAAAGAUCACUAUGUGCAAUACUGUAUUUAGUGUUUCUAUUCCAAUUUUUUUAGAAUGUUAAUUUAUAUGAAAAUAAAAGGAAUAAUAAUGAAA
Corvus hawaiiensis (hawaiian crow) is the source of this 7493-nucleotide messenger RNA. It is a transcript of the gene FMN2, whose product is annotated as formin 2. Gene Ontology annotation, cellular component: endoplasmic reticulum membrane; actin filament; cytoplasm. The transcript has 21 exons. Gene Ontology annotation, molecular function: microtubule binding. The coding region runs from base 70 to 5424 and encodes 1784 amino acids. NCBI's taxonomy places the organism in Eukaryota, Metazoa, Chordata, Aves, Passeriformes, Corvidae. Gene Ontology annotation, biological process: intracellular transport; actin nucleation; intracellular signal transduction. The record is from RefSeq and is a predicted model, not a curated record.